AUGGGCAUUUCAUCAGCUCGUAUUAUUGGAGUAAUUCUUUUAAUUGUUCUUUUUAGUGGCAUCAUGGUUUCUGCUGACGUGUUAGGGCGGCGCAUGCUCGGUGCAGGCGGCUACGGUGGUGGUGGCGGCGGCUUAGGUGGCAUCGGAGUAGGUAUAGGUGGAAGUCUCGAGCAUGUAGGAAAUAUUGGCACCGGACUUGGUGGUGGUUUGCUUGGUGGUGAAGGGGCUGGCGCUGGUGGCGGUGGACACUAA
This is a messenger RNA of Capsicum annuum, 252 nucleotides long. Its product is annotated as glycine-rich cell wall structural protein-like. NCBI's taxonomy places the organism in Eukaryota, Viridiplantae, Streptophyta, Magnoliopsida, Solanales, Solanaceae. The coding region runs from base 1 to 252 and encodes 83 amino acids. The transcript has a single exon. The record is from RefSeq and is a predicted model, not a curated record.